Messenger RNA from Dentiscutata erythropus, 185 nucleotides. Lineage: Eukaryota; Fungi; Glomeromycota; Glomeromycetes; Diversisporales; Gigasporaceae. The record is from the annotation of a GenBank genome assembly.
AAAAUAUUAGUAUACUACAACCGCUUUUAAGUAAUCUAGAACAAAGAUAUAAUGAAUGGCCAGAACAUCAACAGGCUGUGGUACGAGAAACAUUAAAUGACAUGAUCAACUCUCCAUCAAUAGUCUUGCAAAACCCCAAUGUUGUAUAUGCUAAGGGACGUUCUACUAGUGCCACUAAUAAUUAA